Molecule: messenger RNA, 2322 nt
Organism: Thalassophryne amazonica
Lineage: Eukaryota; Metazoa; Chordata; Actinopteri; Batrachoidiformes; Batrachoididae
Exons: 3
Coding region: 507-1202 (231 amino acids)
Source: RefSeq, a predicted model, not a curated record
CUUUGUGAUUACUUGGGAACUGUGUGGCUGCUCUUGUUGAGGACACGGUAAAGCAGGUCAUGAAUUCCAGGGGUAUCACACCUCCUGCUCUUCAAACAACAAAGGCCACAUUCAGACGUGCAAUCGUUACAGGAGCAGAAAGAAGAAAGGCUGUACACGUCUGGAGAAACCCAACCGAACGCUCAAAGAGGAUGGGACAGAUUCCUUAAAAAUAUUGGACCUAAAUAAGUCUGCAGCUGACAUGUUUCUGUUCUUACAGGAGCAGUCUGUUAGGUGCUUGUAAACAGCUGGAUAUGACGUACAUUCCUUGGGGUACUUUUCCCAGUUUUAUCCCUGCAGACUCUGAGGGAAAAGUCUUUCUCCUGACUCUGGAGUUACCAGGGCAGUAAACAGAUUCAGAUUGCAACUGGCUGGAGUCACAUUUUCCAACCACUCAGGCACCAGAGGAGCGUCUCAGCACUCAGGCUGCUUCAUCGGUGAGCUUUUUUGUGCAAGGCUCUGUGGCAAUGCUCUCGGCAGCAGUGACCAGGGCCCUGCUCUGUCUGUUCUCCUGCAUCCUGUUGGGGGUCUACCUCCCAGCAGAGGGUGUAGGACCAGCAGAGCCCCUUGAAAGCCUUUGGCUAGAGCAAGAGUCUGGAGAAGGAGAACCACACCUGGAGGACUGGGAGUGGGGCUCUGGUUCUUCUCUUCUGCACCUCCUUCACAGCUUCCCCGCAGACAGCCCCUUUAUAACAGAGAGACCAGGAAAACCAGCUAACUGCACCCAGCGCUUCUGGUUACCCCCAUCCUCUGGGGUGUGCUGGGACAACAUAGCAGGACCUGAGGAGUUUGCCAAAUCCCGUCUGCUUGUUCUUCAGAACAGAGCUGCCCUGCAGGCUGUGUCCACUUCCAGCGGGGUGGAGGAGGGAGGUUUGUCCUAUAACCACCAAGCAAGGGAGGAGGUCCAUGGAAUCCAUUCAGAUCAUCAAAGCACAUUAGAAACUAUGCAGACUAUGGAGGAGGUGUUUGCUUCACUGGAGGAGAAGAGGAAAGACGGGAAGGAACAAGGAGCCCUCUCAAACAUGAAGGAGCACCUCACCACCACAAAGGAUGCCAUAGAUAACAGAGAGCAUCUGACAAACCUGCUGGAGAAGCAGUUUUCUACACUCGAGGAGACUCUGCUCAACAUGCAGUUUCGACUCAUCAAGCUCAUCAAAGAGUGACGGCGACAGAUGCCUUCACUCUUCUUUCCUUGGUUGAACUUUGUUCCUGUAUUCUAAAAUGAAGCAAAUGCAUGUACGCUCAGGGGCCGUUUCCACAAAAUACUUCACAUCUUAGUGUUAAGAAGCUUUGUGAAUUAUGAUGGCACCAAAAUGUUUGGAGUUAUGAAAUUUGAACUAACACACCAGCAACUUUGAGACAAUCCUCCUAAUUUGGCCAGUUAGAAUAGUUAGUAUGGCUGAUUUCCACUUUAUGGCCCUGCAACAGACUGGCAUCACCCAGGGUGGUUCACACCCUAUGACUGCUGGGAUGGACUCCAGCCACCCCGUGACCCAUUAUUGGAGUAAGUGAGUAUAGAAAAUGCAUAGAUAUCCCCUUUAUUUCAUCAACACACCCAAUUUUGCAUUGUGUAAACAUUAACUCUGAUGGUUAAAAAUAGUUAUAUUUUCCACGUCUGCAAACGUUCCGUAUGGUGAGUUCAUGUUCACAUUAACAGGCUCUGUAAAAAUCAGACACUUAUGAAGGUUGCAAUAAAGACUUGCUUAAGCACCAUGUCCCUCUCCCAAAACAUUCUGUAUGACACAAAAUUAAUCAGACAGGAUAACGCUUUAAUACAAAUGUAAACAAAAACAAAUAUUUCAGAGUGAUGCCCUUAUAAGAUAGUCACAUGGUACACACAAUUUAAAUAUUCAGAUCUGCUAGGCCAAGUGUGACAUUUAAUUUGGAAAACAGCAUGUUAAGUUGCAAGAAAAAUCAAAUCAAACAAAAAAAGUAUAUGCACAUCAAACUUUCAACAUAAUCUAAUCACAACUUAGGCAUGGCAAGAAAAAAAAAAUCUGGGGCAGUAAUUAUUCUGAUGCAGACAUUUGUGCUCCAGAUGUAGCGAAUGUUUGUCGAAUGUGAUGUCUGUGUUAAAUGGAAUGAACAUAUACACACUGCUGUUUAGAGUAUGAAACACCAGAGUGAUAGUGAUGAUAGUCUGCAGUUAAAACUCAGGAUGUUCACAUUAUGAUUUAUCCAUUCACUUUUCUAUGGUCAUUCUUAUAAAUUUAGUUUUGUGGUAUUGAAAGAGCAGUGAAACUAUGCUGCAAAAGCCAAGCAAUGGUCAUUCAAAAAACAAAA